This is a messenger RNA of Heterostelium album PN500, 1272 nucleotides long. RefSeq lists its product as uncharacterized. The coding region runs from base 1 to 1272 and encodes 423 amino acids. The record is from RefSeq and is a predicted model, not a curated record. Gene Ontology annotation, biological process: DNA replication initiation; mitotic DNA replication checkpoint signaling; cell division. Gene Ontology annotation, molecular function: DNA replication origin binding; ATP hydrolysis activity; ATP binding. NCBI's taxonomy places the organism in Eukaryota, Evosea, Eumycetozoa, Acytosteliales, Acytosteliaceae. Gene Ontology annotation, cellular component: nucleus. The transcript has 5 exons.
AUGCAAGAUCUACUAAAAGGCCUAUCGGAGACAUUCUCUUUGAAUGGCGCUGCACAGGUCAUCUCAAGAGAUAGCGAGACACAGACAAUCAAGAGGUUUCUCAGUAAUUCAAUCGAUAGUAAGAAAGGAUCCGCUCUAUAUAUAUGUGGACAACCAGGCACUGGAAAGAGUUUAACAGUUACCUCUUUACUCACUGAAAUUUCAUUAAGAUCUUCAAAAAAAUGUAAAGUUGUUUAUAUUAAUUGUAUGGGAUUUAAAGAUGCAAAAGAAGCAUAUUUCAAUAUAUACCAACAGCUUACCAAAACAAAGAAGGUGACUAUAAGUGUUAGUGAUGUCAUCAAGCAGCUGGAAUCCAUAUUCUUUGACGAAACCUCAAAUAAAAUGAUGUGUGUAGUUUUAGAUGAAGUCGAUCAAUUGAUAUCAAAGACAAAUGCCGAUCUAUAUAGGAUAUUCGAAUGGCCAUUCGAAAAACAAUCGAAAAUGAUACUGGUGGGAAUUGCCAACGCACUGGAUUUGGUGCAGCGCUCAUUGCCCAGACUCUCGAGCAGUGGUCGCGAACCAACACUAGUGCACUUUGCACCGUACAAUCGUGACCAGAUCUACCAUAUCAUCUAUGGAAGAAUAGAAAGUAUUACCGAUCCUUCGGUGUGUGAAGACGAAGCACUACUCUACUUGGCCAAGCAGGUGGAGGUCAACAAUGGUGACAUCAGAAAGGCAUUGGACAUAUGUAGGCAACUGAUAUCGGUCAAGCAGGUCGAUUAUCUCAAACAGAAUAAAGAGGAUCUCGAGGAAGACGAAUACAUCAUCUCAUUGGACGACAUGAUGGACGUUAUCGACAACAUUUUCGGUCAGCAAAAUACAACGAAAAUCAAAAACCUUCCACUUCACGGUCAACUCAUAGUUAUUUCAUCACUUUCUACCGCUUCAUCUAUACAUAGUACUAUAUUUGGAGAUUUGUUUAAAACCUAUAGUUUGAAUUGUAAAUCAAUAUAUAUUGAUCCUGUAAAUAAAAUGCAAUGUAAUAGGAAUGAAUUUUAUGAUGUUUUGAGUAGUGUUACCUCAACGGGUUUAAUGACACUGGAAGCGAUGUUCAAAACAGAAAAUCAGAGAAAGAUAACACUUCACUACAAUAAAGAUGAGGUUCUCUUUGCUCUUGGACAUUUGAAAAUAUUGAAACCAUUACUUUCAGAGCUCGGUAACAUCGAGGAAGAAGAGGAAGAGGAGGAGGAAGAAGAAGAACCGGAUGAAGAUGCAAUGGAUAUGGAUAAAUAG